AUGACUUCUUUAUUUCCAGACCAGCCAGCGAAAGAAAGCACUCCUGGGCAGGAGGGGCAGGCCUUGGAGAAAGGCUUGGCUUUGGAACCCAACGAUGUCAGGAACCCCUCUCUUGAUGACUCUUCCGUUGACGGGUCAAACUUGGUUCGAGCUCAACUUGGGCUCGACUCACUCAAUCCAGACUUUUCACUUCCGCAAUACCUAUUGUCUCGUCAGAUAGACGUCGCCUUCCAAUCUCCGUUUACCUGGUCGACCAAGAAAAAAAUCAUCAUUCUCUCAGGAACCUUUAUGGCUUCCAUGCUUGCCGCUUACUCUGCCGGUGCUUACGCCCUUGCUUCAGAACCGCUGAGGCACAAGUGGAAUGUCGGCGACACGGCGUUCAACGCAGGUAUUACCUUGUUUGUGGGCGGCUUUGGUUGUACGCCAAUGAUCCUCGCGCCCGUGAGCGAACUGCACGGUCGAUAUUGGGUCUUUGUUGGUUCUGGAGUUGUCUUCUUUCUUGGUACCCUAGGAUGCGCACUCACGGAUAGUUACCCGAGAAUGUUGGUCUCCCGGUUCAUCACUGGAUGUGGUGCUGCAGUCUUUGCGACGCUUACGGGCGGUGUGGUGAGUGACCUCUACCGCAAAGAAGAUCGCAACACACCUAUGGCGCUCUACUCGCUCUCUAUCAUGGUCGGCACAGGCUUUGGGCCACUGGUCAGUGGAAUCGCCGUCGAUCAUUUGGGGUGGAGAUGGAUCUUUUAUCUUCAACUCAUCGCCAUCGGAGCCACGACUGGAGUUCUCUUCCUCUUCUUCGGAGAGACGCGAAGCAACGUGCUCUUGCGGAGAAUGUGCAAAGAGCUCAACACCAUGCAGUACGAAACAGCAACCGGAGCGACUGUGCAAUUCUCUCCCUCUGUCGCAGAAGCCCUGCACCUGGACAUCAGCAUUAUCUGGCGAAGCUUUGCGUUUCCCCUUAAGCUGCUCGUCACUGAGUCUGUUGUGUUUUGGUUCUCCGUCUGGGCUUCGUUCGCUUGGGCUAUUCUGUACAUGCAGUUCAGCAGCAUAGGAAUCGUUUUUAGAGGUGUGUACGGCUUCAACAGCACCCAAGUGGGAGCGGUUUACACGGCGGUCAUUGUUGGAUCAAUCCUCAGUAUCUUUUUGGCACUCAUCCAAGAGCCCAUUGUUCGGCGCGUCUUCCCUCACAAGACUCCAUCAAGCACCCCAGAGCAGCGCCUCUUCUCUCCCUGCGUGCAAUCAAUCUUGCUGCCCAUCGGCCUAUUCUGGUUCGGAUUCAGUGCCAAGACUAGUGUAUCUUGGGUUUCACCAGCACUGGCCGUGGGUUCCUGCACAAUGGGAAUUUUUAGCAUUUAUCUGGCCGUUUUCAAUUACCUGGCCGACACCUAUCAUCAAUACGCCUCCUCAGCCCUGGCAGCACAGAGUCUCUGCCGGAAUCUAUUGGGAGGAGUGUUUCCGCUUAUCACAGCGCGUAUGAUCUCAAGCUUGACCUUGGGAGGUACAGGAGGUUUGCUCGGUGGUCUUGGAUUGCUAUUGACAUCUAUUCCCUGGUUAUUGUAUUUCUUUGGUCGCAAGAUUCGGUCGCGGAGUCCGUUUGCCAGAGAGAUGGAGCAUUGA
This is a messenger RNA of Fusarium vanettenii 77-13-4, 1614 nucleotides long. RefSeq lists its product as uncharacterized. Gene Ontology annotation, molecular function: transmembrane transporter activity. The record is from RefSeq and is a predicted model, not a curated record. Bases 1 to 1614 code for a protein of 537 amino acids. NCBI's taxonomy places the organism in Eukaryota, Fungi, Ascomycota, Sordariomycetes, Hypocreales, Nectriaceae. Gene Ontology annotation, biological process: transmembrane transport. The transcript has 2 exons.